This is a messenger RNA of Sorex fumeus (smoky shrew), 3952 nucleotides long. It is a transcript of the gene RPGRIP1L, whose product is annotated as RPGRIP1 like. The transcript has 26 exons. Gene Ontology annotation, biological process: retinal rod cell development; non-motile cilium assembly. The coding region runs from base 48 to 3845 and encodes 1265 amino acids. NCBI's taxonomy places the organism in Eukaryota, Metazoa, Chordata, Mammalia, Eulipotyphla, Soricidae. The record is from RefSeq and is a predicted model, not a curated record. Gene Ontology annotation, cellular component: photoreceptor connecting cilium. Gene Ontology annotation, molecular function: thromboxane A2 receptor binding.
CUAUAGCAACGGUAGCUAGCUAGCGGCUGGGAGAGUGGCGAUAGGCCAUGUCUGGCCCGACGGAUGAGACGGCUGGAGACCUGCCUGUGAAAGAUAUAGGCCUAAACCUCUUUGGAAUGGGCGGGUUACAAGAAACGUCAGCAUGGACAGCCAAGUCUCGUCAAGCAGUAUCACGGAUUAGUCGUGAAGAGUUGGAGGACAAGUUUUUACGUUUGCAUGAUGAAAAUACACUACUUAAACAGCAUGCCCGCAAGCAAGAGGAUAAAAUUAAAAGAAUGGCCACCAAGUUAAUACGGCUAGUUAAUGACAAGAAAAGAUAUGAACGGACUGGUGGCGGCCCCAAGCGGCUGGGACGAGACGUGGAAAUGGAAGAAAUGAUUGAACGACUGCAAGACAAAGUUCAUGAGCUUGAAAGACAAAAUGAAGUCCUCAAAAACAGACUGAUUUCAGCCAAACAGCAACUUCAAAUCCAGGGUCACAGACAAACUCCCUAUAAUUACGUGCAAUCCCGUAUUAACACCGGACGUAGAAAAGCAAGUGAAAAUUCAGGCUUCCAGGAAUACCCCAGGAAAGGUAAUAAAGUCCAAGGUGGAGACAUAGCAGAAACUGUACACUCUGUGCCUACAAAAUAUAGCAGCAAUUUACUUGAAGAAGCCAAAGGAGAAAUAAGAAAUUUAGAAAACGUUAUCCAGUCACAGAGAGGCCAGAUAGAAGAAUUAGAGCACUUGGCUGAGAUCCUGAAAACUCAGUUGAGGAGAAAAGAAAAUGAAAUUGAGUUAUCUCUUCUUCAACUUCGAGAGCAGCAGGCUACAGAUCAAAGGUCAAAUAUUCGGGACAAUGUAGAAAUGAUUAAGCUACAUAAGCAACUCGUGGAAAAAAGCAAUGCUCUUUCAGUUAUGGAAGGGAAAUUUAUUCAGCUUCAAGAGAAGCAAAAAACUCUUAGGAUCAGCCACGAUGCCCUGAUGGCCAAUGGAGAUGAACUUAAUAAGCAGCUUAAAGAGCAACGUUUAAAAUGCUGCCGUCUGGAGCAGCAGCUGCACGCCAAGAUGUUUUCUGAAAGGAGAAUCGAGGAGCUGCAGGAUAGAAUUACUGAUUUAGAAAAGGAACGGGAAUUGUUAAAGGAAAACUAUGAUAAACUUUAUAACAGUGCCUUCAGUGCUGCCCAUGAGGAGCAAUGGAAGUUAAAGGAACAGCAGCUGAAAGUGCAGGUCGCCCAGCUCGAGACUGCCCUAAAGUCUGACCUCACCGACAAAACUGAAAUCCUUGACAGAUUAAAAACCGAAAGAGACCAGAAUGAAAAACUUGUUCAGGAAAAUAGAGAACUACAGUUACAGUGUCUUGAACAGAAGCAACAACUUGAUGAACUUAAAAACCGCAUGAAGUUUUACAACCAGGAGAGUGAUAUUAAUGCUGAUGAGUUGAGUGAAGCUCUCCUGCUUAUAAAGGCCCAAAAAGCACAAAAAAAUGGAGACCUUUCCUUCCUAGAGACAAUAGACAGUAAAAUUAUUAAAGACCGAGAGCACAGCAUGAGAGAACUGCAAGCAACUCACGCAGAGACAAUACAGGAACUCGAAAAGACAAGGAACAUGCUGAUUAUGCAACAUAAAAUUAAUAAAGAUUAUCAGAUGGAAGUUGAGGCGGUGACCCAGAAGAUGGAAAAUUUGCAGCAAGAUUAUGAACUCAAAGUAGAACAAUAUGUUCAUCUUCUCGAUAUUAGGGCUGCACGCAUCCAGAAACUAGAAGCCCAGUUAAAGGAUAUUGCCUAUGGCACCAAGCAAUACAAAUUUAAACCAGAAAUUAUGCCAGAUGACUCUGUUGAUGAAUUUGAUGAAUCCAUUCAUUUAGAACGAGGAGAAAACCUAUUUGAAAUCCAUAUCAGCAAAGUAACCUUUUCAUCAGAAGUUUUUCAGACCUCCGGGGAUAAAGAACUUGUCACUUUCUGUACCUAUGCUUUCUAUGAUUUUGAGCUUCAGACAUCUCCUAUAGUGCGAGGCCUUCAACCAGAAUAUAACUUCACUUCUCAGUAUCUCAUUCAUGUUGAUGAUCUAUUUUUACAAUACAUCCAGAAGAAUACUAUCACCCUUGAGGUACACCAAGCUUACAGCACAGAUUAUGAAACAAUUGCAGCAUGUCAACUGAAGUUCCAUGAAAUUCUAGAAAAAAGUGGUAGAAUAUUUUGUACAGCAAGUUUGGUGGGAACUAGAGGAGACAUCUCCAAAUUUGGCACAGUAGAUUACUGGUUCCAAUUGAGAGUUCCCAUGGAUCAAGCAAUUCGACUUUAUCGAGAACGGGCAAAAGCAUUGGGAUAUAUAACAUCAAAUUUUAAGGGACCAGAGAAAACACAAAUGUUAAGCCGGCAAGCACCCAAAACUGCUGAGCCCAGUUCUUCCGAGUCCACAGAUGGCAACUUAAACGAGCUUCAUAUUACAAUAAAAUGUUGCAGCAACCUGCAGUCCAGAGCAAGCCACCUUCAGCCACACCCAUAUGUUGUGUACAAGUUUUUUGAUUUUACAGACCAUGAUACAACCAUCAUUCCCAGUAGCAAUGAUCCAGAGUUUGAUGAUCAUAUGUGUUACCCAGUGCCGAUGACUAUGGAUUUGGACCGAUACCUUAAGUCAGAGUCUCUGAGUUUUUAUGUAUUUGAUGAUAGUGAUACCCAGGAUAAUAUUUACAUAGGAAAGGUCAAUGUACCUCUGAUUUCAUUGGCACAUGACAGGUGUAUCUCAGGGAUAUUUGAGUUAACAGAUCAGAAAACACGUCCUGCAGGAGCCAUCCAUGUCAUAUUGAAAUGGAAAUUUGCUUACCUACCUCCAAGUGGAUCCAUCCUAACCGAAGACUUAGGAAAGGUCAUACAUAAAGAAGAGUCAGAAGUUACUCCAAGACUACCUCCAGCACCCUCUGUCAGCACACCCACACCAGUCGUGGCACCAACACCUAAACCGAGACAACGUUUGAUAAAACCUGUAGAAAAGAAGGUAUCUUUCGUGGAUAUUACACCAAAUCAGAGUUCUGAGAUAUCUACUCCUCCUGAAGAUAUGAAAAAAAUUUCACCAGAAGUAAAACAUAAACCAGAAACAGAAAUUAAUAUUCCAGCUGUUCCACAUUUUCCUAAGGGUUUUCAAGAAAGUAAUGUAAAUAAGGUAAAAGAGAAUAGUGAGAAAAUGCAGCAAGGAAAAGAGGAUGAUCUGUCUUUACUGUCAGAAGGUCAGUUUGCAGAACGAAGUUCGACUUCUGAAGAUGAAACAGAAAUAACUGAGGAAUUGGAACAAGAAGAUGAAGAAGACAGAUCAGCUUCUGACAGUGAUGAGUGUAUUAUUCCGGCAGCUGUCUCCAAGAAUAUCCAACCGCCAUCUGAAAAAAUUCGAAUUGAGAUCAUAGCUCUAAGCCUUACUGAUUCUCGAGUGGCUGUAGAUGACACUAUUCAACGACUGUUUGUUGAGUGCAGGUUCUACAGUCUUCCUGCCGAAGAAACACCUGUAUCACUUCCAAAGCCCAGGAGUGGACAGUGGGUCUACUAUAACUACAGCUAUGUCAUCUAUGUGGAUAAAGAAAACAACCAAGCAAAGAGGGACAUCUUGAAAGCUGUACUGCAAAAACAAGAGAUGUCGAACAAAAGCAUCCGCUUCACUGUGGUCAGUGACCCUCCCGAGGACGAGCAGGAUCUGGAGUGUGAGGACAUCGGCAUUGCCAAUGUCGAUCUGGCCGAGAUGUUUCAGAAAGGGAGAGACAUUGUGGAGCAAGAUAUUGAUGUUUUUGAUGCGCGCACAUAUGGAAAAUGCAUUGGCAAACUCAGGAUAACAGUGGACGCCCUCCAUGCCCUGCGGUCCAUCACUGAGGAAGCUUGAAUGAAGCAGCUUCGGGGCAGCCCUUACUCCUGAGUAAAUGCUCCUGGGAAGCCUCGCAGAUGAUAUUUUUGUAAUUAUUCCAGUGUAUAUAAUCUAGAGUUCUUAAA